GUGUUGUGUUUUCUCGCUUUGCUGUUGAGUGUUGUCUCUUUGUGUGUGACAGCUGAGGCGACUCCUUCUCUUGCAGUUGAUUCUGGUGGUCCUUGUCCUGCAGGUACUGAACCGUCUGCUGACGGUAAUAAUUGCUCGCCCACUCCUGCUGCUGUUGGUACUCCAACACCAUCUCUUCCACACCCUGGUGGUGAUGGUGAUGCUUGUACAACUGCGUCUACUAGUUCAGAGUGUCCUCGUAUUACCAGUGAACGUGAAGGUGCUCUUACUGAUUGUAAGGAUUCAUCGGAGACGGAAGGUUGCAUU
This is a messenger RNA of Trypanosoma theileri, 306 nucleotides long. RefSeq lists its product as uncharacterized. The record is from RefSeq and is a predicted model, not a curated record. NCBI's taxonomy places the organism in Eukaryota, Euglenozoa, Kinetoplastea, Trypanosomatida, Trypanosomatidae. The annotation marks the transcript as partial. The transcript has a single exon.